Rhodotorula graminis WP1 is the source of this 2568-nucleotide messenger RNA. RefSeq lists its product as uncharacterized. The transcript is spliced from 4 exons. NCBI's taxonomy places the organism in Eukaryota, Fungi, Basidiomycota, Microbotryomycetes, Sporidiobolales, Sporidiobolaceae. Gene Ontology annotation, biological process: rRNA processing. Gene Ontology annotation, cellular component: nucleus. Bases 16 to 2529 code for a protein of 837 amino acids. The record is from RefSeq and is a predicted model, not a curated record.
CCAGUGCCACUAGCCAUGACCAUGGCCACCGCAGCACUCGAGCACUGCCUCGCCACUUCCCUCGCCACCAACGACGCCGUGCCCGCCAACCUCGCCCACCUCGUCUCGCUCCUCGAGUCGCAACGCAUCCUCCAACAGGCAGAGCACCACGAGGGCAUCCACGGCCCGCUCCUCCACCGCUGGCACCUCCGCCUCGUCAGCCUCGUCGCACCCGUCAACCCGCUCCAGGUCCGCAACGCCGGCUUCCGCCUCGCCCACCUCUCGUUCCAAGCCUCGACCUCGCUCCUCGUCGACGCCGGCAAGGCCACCCUCACCGCCGCCGUCCAGGUCCUCAACAACCCCAAAGCCGACCCGGACCUGUUCCUCGCCGCACUCGAACUCGCCCGCCUCGUCCUCGCCAAGUCGACUUGGCACCCCGAGUGGGCCCGCGACAACGUCGGCCCCCAGCAGGUCCAGAAACUCGUCGGCGCACUCGUCCACGCCGCCAACGUCGAGUUCAGCGACGUCAAGCUCCCCUGCAUUGCCGCCAUCGUCUCGCUCAUCCCGCUCUUCCCGACCGCCCUCCGGCCCCUCGCACCGAGCCUCCACAACCUCGCCGUCGCCCUCAUCGCCGAGCCCGCGGGCCACGCCGCCGUCGUCGACCAAGGCGCCGCCCUCUUUGCGGCGCUGUACCUCCUCGCGCCAAAGGGCAAGGAGGGCCUGCGCGAGGCGUGGAAGACGGGCGUCGAGGCGCUCGUGGGCAGCAUCGAUGCCCUGACGACGCACGUCACGGCCGGCGUCUUUGCCGAGGACACGACCUUCAACCACACCCUGUCGCCGCUCGCUAUGCCGCCUCUCGCGUCCGACGCGCCGACCGCCGCCCUCGUCCGCCUCGAGUCGCUCACAGCGGUCCUCCUCGCCGUCCUGCGCACGCCCACGACUGAGAAGGCCGGCCUCGUCCCGCUCCCUCUCGGCGCCCUCGUCGAGCUCUCGACGCGCCUCGUCUCGCUCUCGUCCCUCACCCCGGUCCGCGAGCGCACCGACCCAGCCCUCCUCACCUCGGUCCUCGCCCUCGUCGUCCCGCGCACCCAGCUCGCCGGCGCGCGCCUCGCGGCCCAGCUCGCGCUCGCGAGUGGCCCGCACCUCGCGCCGCACGCAGGGGCCGUCCUCGGCGCGCUCAGCGCGACCCUGAACGCGUACGCGCCCCGCGAACCGAUGCGGCCCGUCCUCAGCGGCGCGUACGCGCUCGUCGUCGAGCAGCUCGGGAGCGGGAUCGACCCGGACGAGGCCAAGAAGAGCCUCGCGCGCGUGUGGAGGACCGUCCUCGAGGACAUUGGCGGCGUCGCCGUCGAGCCGGUCGUCGUCGGUGCCGGAGCGGGGGCGGCCGGGGCUGCGGGCAAGGAGGCGGGCAAGGGCGGCAACGGGAGGAAGGCCAAGCGGCAGAAGACGUACGACCCGAGCGAGAGCAUGGCCUCGAGGAGGGUCGCGCUCGACGAGGUCGACAUGCAGAUCGCCGAGCGCGGUCUCGCCACCCUCGAGCGCCUCUUGCGCUGCCCCUUCUCCCACUUCCUCCCGCCUGCCCUCCAGCUCGCGACGGCGCGCCUCCUCCUCUAUCUCUCGCUCUCGCCCUCCUUCUCGGUCGUCCACCCUGUCGCCUCGACCUCGACCUCGUUCUACCCGUCCACCUCGGCCCUCUCGCCACUCGACAUUGCGCGCCAGUCGCCCUCGUUCCGCCGCGCCGUCCUCGCCGCCCUCGUCGCCGCCCUCGCGACCUCGAACUGCGCCCCGAGCGGCACCCACGAGCGCGCCGCCGAGGUCUUCCGCCGCGCGUCGCUCCUCUCGACCGACGCCGACGCGCGCGCGCUCGCCCUCGAGGGCCUCGCCCUCGUGCGCACGUUCGCCCACCCGGCCGUGCCCGCGCAGCAGCCCAACGCCGGGCUCGCGCGCGUCCGACACGAGGCCAAGGGCGGCUGGGUCGGCGACGAGCUCGAGUGGGACCGCAGCGCGCGCGAGUUUGGGAUCCGGGUCGAGGAGCGCCGGGCCGACGAGGACGAGGACGAGUCGGACGACGAGGAGGACUCGGGCGCCGAGGAGGGCGUAAAUGGAGCGCGCAACGGCUCGGGCGACGCGGUGCGCAGGCGCAAGACGCCACCGGGGACGGCGGCGCCGCCCGUCGUGCUCGCGCCCGCACCGGCGCAGACGGCCUUCCCGGCGACGACCGCCUUUGCGGCGCCGUCGUUCGCCGCUUCCUCGGCGGCGAAACCGGCGCAGCAAAACGGCUUCGCGGCCUUCUCGGCGCCGGCGUUUGGCGCGUCGGCGACGAGCGGCAAGGUGCAGCUCGACGAGCCGGCGUCGGUGCACUCGUUCGCGCCCUCGACCGGCGUCACGGUCGGCACGGUCGACGUCGAGACGGUGCCAGCGUCUGCGUCGACCGCCAAGGCGUCGCGUGCGGCUGCGGCAAAGCCCGCGACGGCAGCGGCGGACAGCGACGAGGAGGACGACGAGGACGAGGGCAUGCCGAUGAUUGACGUGGGCAGCGAGGAGGAGUAGAGCGGGUCGGUCGGAGUGCAAAGGAACGUCGUCGAGAUC